Austrofundulus limnaeus is the source of this 3571-nucleotide messenger RNA. RefSeq names its product neuronal pentraxin 2a (gene nptx2a). Bases 308 to 1678 code for a protein of 456 amino acids. Lineage: Eukaryota; Metazoa; Chordata; Actinopteri; Cyprinodontiformes; Rivulidae. The transcript has 5 exons. The record is from RefSeq and is a predicted model, not a curated record.
GGACGGCCGGGCCGAGGUUUUUACUCCACCCUGAAGAUAAACCACCGGGGGCCAACUUUUUUUUCCAAACUGGGGGACAAAAAAACUCUGAUUUACUCGAGUUUGUUCAAGCUGCAAGAAUUCUGAUUUGUUGGUGAGCUUGGUGGAGGAGAAUGAUUCUCACGGACUGGGAUGGGAUUUAUUUUUUCUCAUAAGAUUUGCUAACAUUUGUUGGACAAUGUUGAGUUAAACUAAUAAGUUGUGGCAAAAUAAAAGUUUUUUUUUUUUAAUUUGGGUCAUUUCCACCCAUAUAAUUCUAGAAGGAUUUAUGUUUGUGGGACUCCACGCCGGGAUGCUGGUUGUAGUUGCAGCCCUGCUGUGCUCCGCGGUGCGCAGCCAGGAAGCCACAGGUGGCCGCUUCGUGUGCAACGCCAUCCCCCCGGGCGCAGAGCCCGGCUGCGGCUACGGUCCCACCGGGAACCGCGUUCAGAGCAGCAGCAUCGGACCCGUGGAGGACGAGCUGCGCAACACGAUCCUGCAGCUCCGGGAGACCAUCCUGCAGCAGAAGGAGACCAUCGUGAGCCAACAGGGGACCAUCAAGGAGCUGAACUCCAAGCUGGCGCGCUGCGAGGCGGCGGCCGACGAGACGGCGCACGCCAAGUCCCGGGGUCAGGGAUCCAGGCGGAAGGAGUACGGCAAGAACACCAUGGGGGACCUGCCCCGGGACCCCGGCGAGACCAUAGACCAGCUGGGCAAAACCAUGCAGAGCCUCAAGGGUCGGCUGGAGAACCUAGAGCAGCAGAGUCUGCGUCUCCCCGGCAGCACCAACGUGUCAGCAGGAGGAGUCUCGGCCCUGACUCCCCUGCCACCGGAGCUCCGCGAGCUGCUGCGGCAGCGUUUGGGGGCGCUUGAAACGCAGCUCCUCCGGAAGGUGGCUGAGCUGGAGGAGGAGAAGAGCCAGCUCUACAACGAGACGGCGGCCCACCGCCAACGCACCGAGAGCGCUCUCAAUUCCCUCAUGGAGAGGAUCACGGAGCUGGAGAAAAGUAAUAAUGCCUUUAAGUCACCAGAGGACUUCAAGGUGUCCCUCCCUCUUCGCACCAACUAUCUGUACGGACGCAUCAAGAAGAGCCUCCCGGAGAUGUACGCCUUCACCGUCUGCAUGUGGCUCAAGUCCAGCGCCAGCCCAGGCAUAGGAACCCCGUUUUCUUAUGGCGUGCCGGGCCAGGCCAAUGAGAUCGUUCUCAUCGAGUGGGGGAAUAAUCCCAUUGAGCUGCUAGUCAACGACAAGGUGGCCCAGCUCCCUCUGGCCGUGAGUGACGGUCGCUGGCACCACAUCUGCAUCACCUGGACGACCAGAGAUGGCUUCUGGGAGGCUUACCAGGACGGCGAGCGCCUCGGCACCGGAGACAACCUGGCCCCCUGGCACCCAAUUAAACCGGGAGGGGUGAUCAUCCUGGGCCAGGAACAGGACAUCGUCGGAGGCCGAUUCGACGCAACCCAAGCCUUCGUUGGCGAGCUGAGCCAGUUCAACAUGUGGGACCGAGUUCUGCGGCCCGUGGACAUCGUGGGCCUGGCGAACUGCUCGGCCUACAUGCCCGGAAAUGUGGUCCCGUGGAUUGAUGCGAACGUGGAAGUGUUUGGAGGCGCGACUAAAGCUGCUUUGGAAAUCUGUGAAGAUCGUGCUUUUGACUCCUAGGUGGGGGUGCGGGUGUGACAAAAACAGAACCUGAGCACGGCCACAGGGAUCUGGAAGCUGAGUACCCUUACUGCUGCUUUUGUCAAAUCCUAACAGCAAAGGUGGAAGUGCUCUAAGUCUGGGCGUUUAUUGGAUUUACAAAUUCACAUCUUAUAUAGUUUGAAUGCUGAGGACACUCCAGGAGACUUCAAAUCAUCAGAGGAAGAACGCUGGUGCACCUGUCUGCUGCAAUGAUCAGACCUGCUGUCGUUUUGUCUUUUUUUGUUGUUGUUGUUCUUUUAGUAGCUCACCUGUCAUUUGACUUCUCUUUGAAAAAUAUUUCUUGUCGGUUGCAUUCCUUACUUUGACAAUGCUGCUCUGUUUUCCUUGUUAGUGUGAGCUCAAACAGGCUUUGAUGUGCUGGGGGAACGGCGGUUGAGCGCCACACGCUGUAGCAUUGUCGUAAGACGGAACGCACGCGCCUGAGUUUGAAACGGACUCGAGCGGGUCUCCCUGCUGAUCGUUCCAAGGCAUCAAAACAUGCGAAGGUUGUCUGGAUGUGACGCAUGAGCUUGAGCAGUGCCUGUUUUUUCUGUCAUCAAGCUGCGCUGCGUCGAACCAAGCCAAUGCAGCGCGCUGACAACAUUACAUAAGGCCACGUGUGUGCUUCUGUCUUGGCUUGUUUUUUGUGUACAAAACCCAGAGAUUAAGACAGGAAUGUUUUUUUAUUAUUAUUAUUCUUUUAAAUCGAUGUCUAAUACCUCAUUGCCCCUUGAGCAGCUGCCACUUCCCAAACAGCUGUAUGGACGGGCAGGCUUCGCUCGGGUUAAUAUCGGUGUCGGACAGAUGCCCGGCGUUGGUGAAUCCACGCCAGCUGAGUGCUCUGUGAGGGGCGGGGAGCUCAGUCUGACCCUCAAGGACGAACUGUAAGUCCUCCCGUGGGCUGCAAUUAUCCAUGUUUAUGAAUGAGUGUGGCAACGAGUGGCUCUGAUCUUCUGGCGUUUCUCCAAGGGUGUCAUCRUGGAUAAAAUGUAGAGAUGUAGAGGCAGCACUCUGUAGACAUAAUGAAUGUUGGAGACGGAGUUGGGUCUUAAAAGGAUGAAUCAGUUCGUCUGAAGCAGGGGUUCUGUGGGAAAAGUUAUAAACUAUUAAUUUCUCACCUGUUGUGGAUCGCCUUUCAAAGAAAAACCCCUAAAUUUAGAGAAAUAGUUUCUUUCUGACAAGACUGACAAACUGUAGUUCAUGUAGGGCUAAGACCAAAGUGGACUCCUGCCCUGAAGCCUUUACAUUGAUAAAAAUUUCACAUUACUCUGUUAUUCUAGUAUAAAUAUUAUACUAUUCCUACCAGAGCUGCCCUAGGCUGCACUGGAAGUGCUACUAUUGUUACACUUGCAAACACUAAGAGAAUUCUAUGUAAAUAUAGCUAUGUAAUAAUAAAUUGAUGGUGCUGUCAGGGCUUAGAAACCUGAACUUAUUGGUCUUACUUGGAUUAUUUCAUCAGUCCACCCAGAAUGCAUAAAUCCUGACACACAUGCACCUACAGGACUGGGUCAAAGGUCCAUCAAAGACAUGCUCAGCUCAGCUGAUAUUGAGCAUGAUGAUGUUUUGAGAAAAGCAGCCAUUAUUAGCUGUCUUGUUUGUUUCUUAGUUAAUAUUUUUGCAAUGUUUGGCCACAAUUGAUAGACAGUCUGGUUCUCGUCUCGCUUACUUCAUUGCUUCACAUCUUUGUUGAUUCAUUAAGUGCAUUUGUAAAACCUAAAAUGGACAUUGUAAAAACACAGUUUGUGCAAAAACAAACUAUUGGUUCGCUCCCCAGUCAACUUUAACAGAGGACCAAGCAUCCUAAAAUGUUUAAAGGGGACAUAUCAUGCAAAAUCAAUUUUUUAACCAUUAAAUGUCUUUGGUUGUGUACUU